Messenger RNA from Gadus morhua (Atlantic cod), 4680 nucleotides. Its product is annotated as neprilysin. Gene Ontology annotation, molecular function: metalloendopeptidase activity. Gene Ontology annotation, cellular component: plasma membrane. The record is from RefSeq and is a predicted model, not a curated record. Gene Ontology annotation, biological process: protein processing; amyloid-beta clearance. Bases 489 to 2795 code for a protein of 768 amino acids. The transcript has 23 exons. NCBI's taxonomy places the organism in Eukaryota, Metazoa, Chordata, Actinopteri, Gadiformes, Gadidae.
AUUGAAAUGGGUGGUCCUCCACAGAGCCACCAUCCACCUGAACCCGCAACCCUCGGGCUAUUUAGGAACAAGUGCCAGCCCGUGCCGCUCCGCAGGGUCACUCCGAGACUUUGCUUUCCAGAAGAGCCACCGAGUAACCGGUAACCGAGGAACUCCAGAGGGCUCCCCCCAUCUGCCCGGGCUACAGCCUUGUGCGUCCAACGCCGGUCGAUCGGGAUCUCCUCACCUAAUCACCUACUUUCAAGGCAUUUUUGACUUGCGCUUAUCCACCGCCUACCGGGAUUCCACGCAUCCGUUCCGUAUAGAUUUUGUAGGUAUUGGUAUUUGUCUACAUGUGCCCUCCUCGUGUGCCGCUCUUACGCACAUAAAGGCGGAAUACGUUCUGCGCUACACGUCCGCGUUAACGCCAGUGGAUAGGUUACUGUUUUCCUUAUUUUCACUCCGCGCUCCCUCAGUGGAUUCUGGAGAAUGUGUGAUUAGUGGAGGUGAUGCCCGUUUAUAUAAUCGAACGAAAAACACCUGGUGAGUUGACACAGCCAGCGUCUGACAGAGGAGAUCUGAAGAUGACGGAGAACGCCCAUCACCCCAAGUCGGCCAAGAAGCCCCGCUGGACCUCGCUGGAGAUCGGCCUGGUCACCAUCGUCACCUUGCUCUUCAUCAUCGUGGUGUCUCUCAUCGCUCUGUUCGCCACGCAGAAGGCCGAUAAAAUCUGCACAACUGCCGACUGCACACAAUCAGCCUCCCGCCUUAUCGAGAACAUGGACGCCAGCGUGGACCCGUGUGAGGACUUCUAUCAGUAUUCCUGCGGGGGCUGGCUGAAGAAAAACAUCAUCCCCGAGACCAGCUCCAGAUACAGCACCUUUGACAUCCUGCGAGAUGACCUGGAGGUUGUCCUCAAAGGGGUCCUGGAGAGAACAGUGGAGGGGGAAGCGAUGGCUCUCACCAAGGCCAAGACCCUGUACAAGUCCUGCACCAAUGAGACCCUGAUCGAGCAGCGUGGAGGGGACCCCCUGCUGGCCAUGCUGCCUGAACUUUUUGAUUGGCCCAUGGCCGUGGAUAACUGGGAGACCCAUUAUGGCACGGACUGGAGGCUGGAGGAUGCCAUCGCCCAGCUGAACGUGAAGCACGCAACACAAGUCGUGCUAAACUUCUUCGUGGGCCCCGAUGACAGGGACUCCAACGCGCACAUCAUUCAUUUUGACCAGCAGUCAAGCCUCGGCCUCUUAUCCAGAGAUUAUUACGCCUGCACUGGACCUUAUACAGAGGUAUGCCGGGCAUAUGAGCAGUUCAUGAUUGACCUGGUGAAGCUAAUCCGUAGCGACCGCGGCCUGGCCGUCAACGAGAGCAGCAUCAAGGAGGAGGUUGCCAGGGCCAUCGAGCUGGAGAAGGACAUCGCUAACGCGACUGACACACUGGAGGAGCGGAACAACCCGGUGCUGCUGUAUAAUAAGAUGAAACUCAGUGAUCUCAACACAAACUUCACCCUGGAGGUCGAGUCACAGGUGUUUGACUGGAGCUACUUCACCGCCAAAAUCAUGGAAACAGUCAACAUUUCUGUUCCCGAGUCUGAGAACAUUGUCAACUACGCUCCAAACUAUUUCAGACGGCUCCAACCUGUCCUGGCUUUAUACUCUAAGAGAGACCUCCAGAACUACAUGGUGUGGCGCUUCGUCAUGAACAUGGUGGUGGACCUGAGCGCCGCUUACAGAGACACCAAGAAAGCCUUCCGCAAAGCUCUGUCAGGAACGACGUCGGAGUCGUCGGUGUGGCGACAGUGUGCGCUCUACGUCAACAACAACAUGGACAGCGCCGUCGGCAGGCUGUAUGUGGAGGAAGCCUUCAGCCCGGAGAGCAAACACCUGAUGGAAGAAAUGAUCAUUGACAUCAGGAACGUGUUCCUCUCCAACCUGGACGAGCUAACCUGGAUGGACGCAGAGACCAAGAAGGCCGCCAAGGAGAAGGCCAGGGCUAUUCGCGAGCGGAUUGGCUAUUCUGACAACAUCAUGACCGACCAGUACCUCGACAACGAGUACAAAGAUCUCCACUACAGCGCAGAGGAACACUUCGAAAACAUCCUAAAGAACCAGCAGCAUUUUCAGAAGAAACGCCUGCGAAAACUCAGAGUCAAAGUCAACAAGGAAGAAUGGGUGUCCGGGGCGGCCGUUGUCAAUGCGUUUUACUCCUCCAGCAAAAACCAAAUAGUGUUCCCAGCCGGCAUUCUGCAGCCGCCCAUCUUUAGCAAGGGCCAGUCCAAAUCUCUCAAUUACGGAGCCAUCGGCAUGGUGAUCGGUCAUGAGAUCACCCACGGCUUUGACGACAAUGGCCGUAACUUCGACAAGGACGGGGACCUAAAGGACUGGUGGACACCCGGCUCCACCCGCAAGUUCCUGGACCUCUCAAAGUGCAUGGUGGAGCAGUAUGGCAACUUCUCCUGGGACCUGGCCAAUGGACUCCAUAUAAAUGGAAACAACACCCUCGGAGAGAAUAUUGCUGACAACGGUGGCAUACAGCAAGCAUAUAAGGCCUACCAGAACUUUGUGAUCAGACACGGAGAGGAGCCGUCGCUACCUGGCAUAGACCUUUCCAACGACCAACUCUUCUUUCUCAAUUUUGCUCAGGUUUGGUGUGGAACCCACCGACCCGAGCAGGCUGUGAAUUCACUCAAAGUGAACGUUCACAGUCCAGGCAAGUUCAGGGUGCUUGGUUCCCUCCAGAACUGCCCAGAGUUUGCCAAAGCCUUUAGCUGCAGGAAGAAUAGCUACAUGGUUCCGGACAAAAUCUGCCAUGUCUGGUGAUGUCUGGCUGUGCCUCUUGGGGAAAGCAGAGAUGCUGCUGGCGGGAGAGGAGAGAGGCCAGCUGCACCUCCUGCAUCUCCCUCCUCCCCCUGACUGUUAGAGCACUCACAGUGGGCUAGAGAUGUAGACUCUUUCCCCCCUCAGAUCUCUGCUGGAUGGACCUGCACAGCCAGCCAGCGUCACAGUGGCACAUGGGGGAGAGCGACCGCGGACUGUGCCCCUGGGGACAGCAGAGCGCUGAUUCUCUGACUCUCUGACUCAUCGAAUGGGCUUCACUCCGUCAGCCUCGUUAUACAGUGCUUCUCUCCUCUCAGCGGGGUUUAAUCAUUCUGUCACAGGUUUGCCAAUAGCACAACUCUAUCUCUAUUUGUAUUAUUUUUUGUGAUUGUGUCAUUUCUUUUCAUAACUCAGUGUGAAGGGCUUAUUUUUUUUUAAAGCAUAUUCAUCGAUAUACGUCCAACCUUUGUUCAGGUAGGAAUAAAUCGACAACACACACACUUUCUUGCGCGGAUGCGUCUGACAAAGGGUCUGACGUUAACGUUUUUGAUUUUGUCUUUGAAUUAUAAUUGUGUGGAAAUUGUCAAAUCUAUCUGCCAUGGGCUGGUGGCCAGUAUGUCAUUUUUGACCCAGGUCUGACACAAUGGACAGCACUCAAAUCUUUAGGUUUGAUUCUCACCCUAAUAUACUCAUAAUGUACAUCAAGGAGGUUAAUCAUCAGCUACUUUUGGUAAUUAUAAUUAUUUAAAGCAAGAUUGAAUAUUUAAGAACAUAUGCAUUUAUUGACAUACUUAACGGACAACAUUUAAACAAUUGCAUAUCAAUCAACAAUGUUUUUAUUAUAAACGCAAAAACGUUUUUUGUGUUUUAAAUUCAACAAUUUGACCAAGAUAAGUAGACACCUUAUUUCCUAAAUAUGUCGUAAUCUGUAAAUCAGAGAUUCAACAGACACUGCACUCAUGUGCUCUCUAGGUUUCUCCAAGCUGUGUGUGUGUGUCUGUGUCUGUUUGUCGGUCUGUAUGCUGGCAUGCCUGUUCAUGUGUGUUGAGAUUGUUCUGUGUCAAAAGUUGUAAGCACAUGGCAGAAGAAUAGUUAUGCCUUACAAUGUAAGUGGUGCUCUGUGUUUGUGUGUGUGCAUGUGCCUUUGUGUGUGUGCGAUUGUUUAAACGUUUGUGUGACUGUUUGAGUAUGUGUAUGUGUGUGUUUGUGUGUGUCUGUGCAUGUGUGUGUGUGUGUGUGUGUGUGUGUGUGUGUGUGUGUGUGUGUGUGUGUGUGAUCAUUUGUGUCUUUGUGUGUCUGUGCAUGUUCUUGUACUGCGCCAAAGAUUGAUUUAAAAUGGUUCUCCAUUCAAUCCCAUUGAUCCCGGAUGAUGGAUACGGCCAAUUUCCCUUACUCAAGCUGCAGUCAAAACACCGUACCAGAAUGUCUAAUAAGUGUGUUUGACUCCUUAACCCGCGGGAAGCGCCCUUACUAAAGUUGGAACAGGAUGCAUGUACUUGUAUGAAUGCAACACAAAACUAAGCCAAUGGAAGGAUUCACCAAGAGCAUUUCAUCAUUUAUAUUAUGAAUUACAACACAAGCUGUGAUAGAAGCACAACACAUCUAUAACACUGUUUUUCGUCGCCUAUUAUGUGUGUAAAUGUACACACUUUGAAAUGUACUUCGAAAGGCAAACCAAUGCUUCAGAUUGUAUACGAAGACCUCCGUUGACAUCUUGGACUUUUAUGGUUUCCUUUGUUUAUUUUCAUUGAUUAAUGUCAUUCUAGCAGAUAUGUUCAUAGGUUUCUCUUUCCCUCACACAAUCCACUCAUAGUAAAACAGACAGAAAUACCUCAGUUGCCUGUAUUUAGAUACUUUGUAAUAAUAAAAUUGAUACUGAGAAACUCAA